Molecule: messenger RNA, 1350 nt
Organism: Gadus chalcogrammus (walleye pollock)
Lineage: Eukaryota; Metazoa; Chordata; Actinopteri; Gadiformes; Gadidae
Gene: trpm1b
Product: transient receptor potential cation channel, subfamily M, member 1b
Exons: 7
Coding region: 169-1320 (383 amino acids)
Biological process (GO): calcium ion transport into cytosol
Molecular function (GO): calcium channel activity
Source: RefSeq, a predicted model, not a curated record
GGCUUGAACUCCACACGCUUUUCAUUCUUGUGAAACUUAAUUACAUGAUUUAGUCUGCAGCCUUUAUGGGAAGGAAAGUCUUAUUUAAAUGUUUAGCUGUUUAAGAUGUUAAUUAUAUGUUUCUUAACCAAUAUCCACUUAUAGUUAUUUAAAGUCACACGUUCACAAAUGAUUAAUUUGCUAUAUAUACACUUUUUUUUUCAGGCUCAAAAGGCGUGGAUAGAGAGGAUCUUCCAGAAGCGAGAAUGCAGCACCAUUUUACCCACCAAGGAUCCCACCAGGUGUGCCUGCGGCCAGCUGGUGGCGGCGCACGUGUCCCCCGGGGCAGUGAACAGCAAGCCGGCCGAAGACAACCAGCUGGUGCACCUGGACGUCCCCCAGGAGAAGUGGUCCGUGGCCAAACACACCCGGACCUACCCCACCGACGCAUACGGCACCACAGAGUUCCAGGGCGGCGGCUUCGUCAACAAGGCCAUGUACAUCCGUGUGGCCUACGACACCAAGCCGGACAACCUGUUGCACCUGAUGGUGAAGGACUGGGCCCUGGAGCUGCCCACCCUCCUCAUCUCCGUGCACGGCGGCCUGCAGAACUUCGACCUGCAGCCCAAACUCAAGCAGGUGUUCGGUAAAGGCUUGAUCAAGGCGGCGGUCACCACCGGCGCCUGGAUCUUCACGGGUGGAGUCAACACCGGAGUGAUUCGCCACGUGGGAGACGCCUUGAAGGACCACUCCUCCAAGUCCCGGGGAAAGGUGUGUGCUAUAGGAAUCGCUCCCUGGGGCAUCCUGGAGAACAAAGAGGACCUCAUUGGAAAAGAUGUAACCAGACCGUACCAGACGAUGGCUAACCCACUGAGCAAGCUGGCGGUGCUGAACAACAGCCACUCCCACUUCAUCUUGACCGACAACGGCACCUGCGGGAAGUACGGGUCAGAGGUCAAGCUUCGGCGGCAGCUCGAGAAGCACAUCUCCCUGCAGAAGAUCAACACUCGCCUGGGCCAGGGCGUCCCCGUGGUGUGUCUGAUCGUGGAAGGAGGGCCCAACGUCAUCUCCAUCGCCCUGGAGAGCCUGAGAGACGACCCCCCCAUCCCCGUGGUGGUGUGCGACGGCAGUGGACGGGCUUCUGACAUCAUCUCCUUUGCGCACAAACACUCAGAGGAUGAAGGAAUGGUCAGCGAUGAUGUCAGAGACCAACUGCUGGUAACCAUCCAGAAAACCUUCAACUACAGCAAGAGUCAGUCCCAGCAGAUCCUGCUGAUGGUCAUGGAGUGUAUGAAGAAGAGGGAGCUGGUGAGUAAAGGGAUAAGUAAAGAAGCUAUCUAGUCAAGUACUUCAUCCGAUAUGUUCCUGUUA